This is a messenger RNA of Penicillium canariense, 303 nucleotides long. RefSeq names its product Dabb family protein. Bases 1 to 303 code for a protein of 100 amino acids. NCBI's taxonomy places the organism in Eukaryota, Fungi, Ascomycota, Eurotiomycetes, Eurotiales, Aspergillaceae. The transcript has 4 exons. The record is from RefSeq and is a predicted model, not a curated record.
AUGCCCGUCUACCACAUCGUCCUCUUCCGCCUCAAACAAGGCGUGACUCCCGCUCAGUUGAGCCUCUGGUCGGAGAAGGCCAAGGACAUGGUUGGCAAGAUUCCAGGACUUGUCUCGAUGCAAUGUGGCCAGCCCCUUCCGGUCUGUCUUCCCCGCGCACAAGGAUUCGAUAUGGGCCUCGUGGCGGUCUUGGAGAAGCCGGACGAUGUCGCGACCUAUGCCGUGCACCCGGCUCAUUUGGAAGUUCAUAAGAUGAGAGAGGAGCUGUGUGACGACACCUUGGCCUAUGAUUUGGCGUUUUAG